GGUGGGAUUAGACCCUUUGGUUCCAGCAUAAGUAUGGAAUCACUGCACUGUUAGACUGGAGAUCUUGCUUUGCCUGCCAGACCAGUCUCCAGUUCCCUGUACUAUUGCUGAUGGAGUACAAGUCCCAAGGAGAAAAUGAUGGUUGCAGAUUCUGGUUAGUAUAGCAGCUCAUGUGCAGUCAUUGAUUAUUCAACUGAUUUCUUCUAAACCCCACAACAUUACUCUGCAUUUGGAAGGCUCACAGCUCUCUGUCCCUGUGUCCAGAGUUUCGGUAAAUAACCACAAUCAUGAACUAGAAAAGGAUUGAAAUUGAAUUUAUGUAGACUAUUUGUAUCUAUUUUUCUUUGACAACUUAAAGAAAAUUGCUAUUUUUCUUUUUUAGUUCAUCCAGUGUUUUCAUGUUGUUAUAGUUACUGACCAAGUUAUAGUCUCUGUGGCCCUCUACUUCCUAACUGGUGGUAAAAUUCUUGAUAUUCUCAUGAAGUAGCAUUUCUUCCUCCUUUCUGUGGGAAGAAACUAUAGGAAGUGGGACCUAGCUAAAGGGAAUGGGUUCCUGGGACAUGUUCUUGGGGUCUAUAUACUGUCCCUGGCCCCUUUCUAUUUCCUAGCUGCCAUAAGUUAAUUGGUUUUUAUUUGCCAUGCUCUUCUGCCAUGUUGUACUGCUUCACCACUGGCCCAGAAACAAUGGAACCAGCCAGCCAUGAACUGAAAUGUCUGAAACUGAGGAGGAGGAGCAGCCUGAAGAUAAAGAUGAAAAUCCCUUAUUAUCAGAGAACCCAUCAGAGGUAGAGACUGACAUUUUGGCUGAGACACAGAAAACGGACGAUACUGAAGCUCCAGUGAUCCAGGAUGAGAUCUCCGAAGAAGAUAAGGCAGUUAUAAAGAUCCAGUCUUGGUGGCGGGGCACACUGGUGCGUAGGACACUGCUACACGCUGCCCUCAGGGCCUGGGUCAUUCAGUGCUGGUGGAGGCUGAUGCAAGCAAAAUUUGCAGAGAAGAGGCUCCGGGUGACACUUGAUAGAUUUUCACGGGAGGAGUGGGCAGCAGUCAGACUGCAGUCCUGGGCCCGCAUGUGGCGCAUCCGUCAGUGCUACUGCCAGGUGCUCAAUGCUGUUCGUAUCAUCCAGGCCUACUGGAGGUGCCACACCUGUGCUUCCCGGGGUCUCAUCAAAGGCCAAUACCGAGUCACAGCCAGCCAGCUGCAUCUCGAGUUGGAGAUCCUGCUGGGCUCAGGGCCCUGUGUUGUGACAGAGUGUAUUCCCCUCCCAAUAAAGCAGUGA
Messenger RNA from Marmota flaviventris (yellow-bellied marmot), 1280 nucleotides. RefSeq names its product IQ motif containing F1 (gene Iqcf1). Gene Ontology annotation, cellular component: acrosomal vesicle. Lineage: Eukaryota; Metazoa; Chordata; Mammalia; Rodentia; Sciuridae. The record is from RefSeq and is a predicted model, not a curated record. Gene Ontology annotation, biological process: positive regulation of acrosome reaction. Gene Ontology annotation, molecular function: calmodulin binding.